AGAAAGCAGCCCGCAUCAUCAUCACACGGUGAAAUGGAAAUCCACCGAUGGAAAACCGCGUCAGUCCCAUUCCAGGAGCUCUCCAGCUAAGGUGACAAAGUCAGGAUGUUUUUACUGAGCUUAAAUGUACUGCUGCUCCUUGCCUUUGCCCUUGGGCGAGAUUUACGCCAGCUGUCGUGCAAUUCUGUCAACCACAUAGAAGAAGGCGAGGAGGUCAACUUCGUCUUCGUCAGCUCUAAGACUAACGAUUGCACGUUCCUCUUCGAAGGUCGGUCCGGCACACGGCUCGACAUGAAGGUCCAUAGCCUGACCGAAGGCAAUUACAUAUCAGGCAACCCUUGCGGAAAUAAAACAAGGAUAAUGGUGUUCGAUCUCAGGAUUAGCGGAUUCGUCGAAAUGGGAGAAAGAUUGUGCUCGGAUAAAGACGAAGUGUCCGUUGUGACCGAAUCGAACAUGGGGAUCGUCAGGUCGCAUGUCAAGGGUUCCUUCUUCGUCAGAGUCAAGUCCUUGCCGAAACGUUCGCCCACCUUCGACAAUUUCGGCAUCGUCGGUAUGGAACCGCCGUUCGAAGGUUCGGCCGACUUCUUCCGCCUCUCCGAGCCUGUUCAUGGCGAUUUCCGUCCCAGCCUCGGCGUCCCGGGUUACGCCCCUCUCAGCUCGUCUUACGGGCCACCUUCACACAGGCCUUUCCCGUAUCCUGGAAAACCCGGGCAGAUCGUUGACAUCACCUCGCCCAAACCCGAAGCCGGUAAAAUCAACUCUACAACGUUGACCACCGUCGCAACUUCUGCAAUGACAACUCCGGUCAACGUGACACUCAGGCCAAAUUCGACUGAAUCAACCAAUGCGACUCUUUCGACUACAACCACACCCAAAACAACCGUCGAAGAAUUUUAACCAAUAAUUUAAAAUAUUUAAAUCCUCUUUUCAUACUUCCAGAAUCUAUUAUAGUAUUAAAACAAAAAUUAUACCAUAUAAACAUUAUAAUAACAAAAUAUACAUGUAA
Cimex lectularius (bed bug) is the source of this 1006-nucleotide messenger RNA. RefSeq lists its product as uncharacterized. NCBI's taxonomy places the organism in Eukaryota, Metazoa, Arthropoda, Insecta, Hemiptera, Cimicidae. Bases 106 to 897 code for a protein of 263 amino acids. The transcript is spliced from 4 exons. The record is from RefSeq and is a predicted model, not a curated record.